GAAGAAACUUUUCCUGGGAACCUGCUGACUAUACAAAGGACAAAGGCAUUUCUGUGCCAGGCCUUGUUCUCUUAUCUGACCAGAGUAAGCCUUCUAAAUUAACCCCAGGAAUGGCUUCAACAGAGGAACAGUACGAUCUUAAGAUUGUGAAAGUGGAGGAAGACCCUACCUGGGAUCAAGAAGCCCACCUUCAAGUGAACAACUUUUCUGGCCAAGAAGCCUCCCGACAACUUUUUAGGCAGUUUUGUUACCAAGAGACUCCUGGUCCCCGAGAAGCUCUGAGCCGGCUCCGAGAACUUUGUCGUCAGUGGCUAAGGCCAGAAAUCCACACCAAAGAGCAAAUCUUGGAGCUGCUGGUGCUGGAGCAGUUCCUGACUAUCCUGCCUCAGGAGCUCCAGGCCUGGGUGCGGGAGCACCAUCCAGAGAGUGGGGAGGAGGCUGUGGCUAUAGUCGAAGAUCUGGAACAAGAGCUUAGUGAGCCAGGGAACCAGGCUCUAGACCAUGAACAUGGACAUUCUGAAGUGCUCUCGGAGGAGGUGGAACAUCUGAAGGUCAAGCAGGAACCAACAGACAUCCAGCUUCAGCCUAUGGUGACACAGCUCAAAUAUGAAUCUUUUCGCCUCCACCAAUUUCGAGAACAAGAUGGUGAAAGUAUACCUGAGAACCAGGAGUUGGCAUCAAAGCAAGAAAUCUUAAAAGAAAUGGAACAUUUGCAGGAUAGCAGACUCCAAAGAGACAUAUCUUUGGAUUCUAAGUACAGAGAAACUUAUAAACAAGACAGCAGGGCAGAAAAGCAGCAGGGACAUUCCACUGCAGAGAGACGCCACAGGUGCAAUGAAUGUGGGAAAAGCUUCACUAAGAGUUCAGUACUCAUUGAGCACCAGAGAAUCCACACUGGGGAGAAGCCAUAUGAAUGUGAAGAAUGUGGGAAGGCCUUCAGCCGGAGGUCAAGCCUGAAUGAACAUCGGCGGAGCCACACUGGAGAGAAACCCUAUCAGUGUAAGGAGUGUGGGAAAGCCUUCAGUGCCAGCAAUGGCCUCACUAGACACAGAAGAAUCCACACAGGGGAAAAACCAUAUGAAUGCAAAGUGUGUGGAAAGGCUUUCCUUCUCAGCUCAUGCCUUGUUCAGCAUCAGAGGAUACACACUGGAGAGAAGCGCUAUCAGUGUCGUGAGUGUGGCAAAGCCUUCAUUCAGAAUGCAGGGCUUUUCCAGCAUCUCCGAGUCCACACUGGUGAGAAACCCUAUCAGUGCAGUCAGUGCAGUAAACUCUUUAGUAAGCGGACCCUUCUUAAGAAACAUCAGAAAAUCCACACUGGAGAGAGAACAUGAGUGUGAUGAGUUUGGAAAAGCCUUCAGUCAUCAUUGCAACCUUAUUAGGCAUUUUAGAAUCUGUACUGUUCCAGCAGAACUAGACUAAUUCUGUGGACCCUCAGACCCCUAAAUGGGGCCAUCUUGGAAAUCAAAACCUAAAUCAGAAUAUUUCAAAAGAGAGGAAAUAAAAGUUGAGCUUAAAACUGUUCUGCCCUAAA
Molecule: messenger RNA, 1531 nt
Organism: Mandrillus leucophaeus (drill)
Lineage: Eukaryota; Metazoa; Chordata; Mammalia; Primates; Cercopithecidae
Gene: ZSCAN31
Product: zinc finger and SCAN domain containing 31
Exons: 5
Coding region: 111-1331 (406 amino acids)
Biological process (GO): regulation of transcription by RNA polymerase II
Molecular function (GO): DNA-binding transcription factor activity, RNA polymerase II-specific; RNA polymerase II cis-regulatory region sequence-specific DNA binding
Source: RefSeq, a predicted model, not a curated record